AUGAAGAGAACACGAAGUAAGGAAAAAACCAUAAGUAAGAAAAUUACCAUAAAGACGUCCGACCAUUCGGAGGAAGAAAGUGACGAGGAUGUGCAAUUGGAGAAUAUGAAUGAGACUCGAGACCAGAUAAUGAAUAAGCACAAAGAUUAUUGGAAAAAUGUGAUUGAGAAUGAGAUAACCGAGUUUAAUAUUUACAAGAACUACUGUGUGGAUGACACGGUGGACAAAAAGGAUGUGAAGCUGUCUGAUGCGGUUGAGGAUGAUUUGAACAUAAUACAUGAGCUGGGAAAGAUAGGCGAAUAAACUACAGUAAAUAAAACAUGUUUCACACCG
This is a messenger RNA of Vavraia culicis subsp. floridensis, 333 nucleotides long. RefSeq lists its product as uncharacterized. Bases 1 to 303 code for a protein of 100 amino acids. The transcript has a single exon. NCBI's taxonomy places the organism in Eukaryota, Fungi, Microsporidia, Pleistophoridae. The record is from RefSeq and is a predicted model, not a curated record.